Molecule: messenger RNA, 2710 nt
Organism: Ornithodoros turicata
Lineage: Eukaryota; Metazoa; Arthropoda; Arachnida; Ixodida; Argasidae
Gene: adp
Product: WD and tetratricopeptide repeats protein 1-like
Exons: 15
Coding region: 264-2375 (703 amino acids)
Biological process (GO): negative regulation of fatty acid biosynthetic process
Cellular component (GO): Cul4-RING E3 ubiquitin ligase complex; cytoplasm
Molecular function (GO): protein binding
Source: RefSeq, a predicted model, not a curated record
UAUGACAACAGAAAGCUGACCGAGUUUGGUCGUUUGGUCGCGCUUCGUACGUUUUGGUGUGCUCUUUUUCGGUUUAUACACUGUGUAAGUUUUCUUUGAGGACCUCUUUGCUACAUGUUUUAAGGCAGCGAUUCUCCCACAUUUGGAAAUACCAGAGCACCACCCUCUUCGCCCUCCGUCAGCUGAUUGCUGGGGGAUGGGGAAGCGAUGCUACGACGAUCUAAAAAGCAGGGUAUGGUGAUUUGACUGAGUCAGAAGAGGCGAUGCCCCUACACCAGAUGAAGGAAAAUAACCUCAUAAGGCUUCUUAGCAGAAGACAGAGUGAGGAAUCGUGUAACGUUCAUGUACAGAGGAAGUUGCAAGUGACGGAUGAACUUAUUGCUAGGCUUGGCCUUGAAGUUGAACUACAGGGUCAUGCAGGCUGUGUCAACUGCUUGGAAUGGAACCAGAAAGGAGAGGUUCUUGCUAGUGGAUCAGAUGAUGUCCAGAUCAUACUUUGGGAUCCAUUUCACCAUAAGAAACUCCACACAAUACAGAGUGGUCAUCAUGGCAAUAUCUUCUCUGUCAAGUUCUUGCCGCACUCAGGGGACGGGACAAUGCUCAGUGGGGCUGCAGAUUUCAAGAUUCGAGUUCAUGACGUAGCAUCACGAGAAACUAUGAUGGUUUGCAGUUGCCAUACUAGCAGAGUCAAGCGACUAGCUGUCGCUCCAAGUAUCCCGUUCCUGUUCUGGAGCUCAGCGGAAGAUGGACUCAUCCUACAGUUCGACUACAGAGUCCCUCAUCGGUGCUCCUCGGAAGCUGACAGUGUUCUCAUCAACCUGGGCAACCACCUGGGCCGAAAUGUUGAGGCCAAGUGCAUCUCCAUCAAUCCUUUACAUAGUCAUCUACUGGCAGUUGGAGCCAAUGACCCAUAUAUCCGAUUGUAUGACAGACGGAUGAUAAAGACAUCAAAGCUAGCGAGACAAGGUACCAUAACGGACCCAGAUAACGACAAUCUUCCACCUGGAUGUGUGACAUAUUUUGCUGCAGGUCACUUACCUUUGAAGUACCCAAAGAAGUGCUUCCGGACUCUGGCGUCCACCUACGUGGCAUUUAGUCCAGAUGGCAGCGAGCUACUUGCAAAUCUCGGUGGAGAACAGAUCUACCUGUUCAACAUCAACCAACCUCGGCAGCCAAAAAGCUUUGACAUGUCCAACUUUCCUCUUUUCCACUCCAAUGGAUUAAGCAAAAGUUUAUCGGAAGAAAACAGUCCUGCAAAUGGGUUCAACCAGCACCGAAAUGGGCUAUCUAAUGGCAUCCUAUCUAACGGAAUAAAGCCAACAGGUGUCCUGCCAACGUCAGCAGAGAUUCCCAAGAGCUCAGUGAAACGGUGGAAGCCUGCUAAUGUGAAGCCUUUGCCACCACGUGUUGAAGAAAUAAAGUGCAGGGCCAAUGACAAGUUUGGCCAACAGCAGUACACACUGGCUAUUAACCUGUACAACGAGGCCAUACACAUUGUGCCUGAUUCACCCGUUCUGUACUGUAACAGGGCAGCAGCCUACAUGAAGCGACUAUGGGAUGGCGAUAUGUAUGCUGCGUUACGCGAUUGCCACGUGUCUCUUCAGUUGGAGCAAGACUACGUGAAGGCCCACCUGCGACUCGCCCGCUGUUUGUACGAGUUACGGUGGACAAAAGAAGCGCUCGAGUGCCUACAGGCAUUUAAGUUAAAAUUUCCUGACCAUGCUCUUGGUCAGACCUGUCAAGCACUGGAUCGUGAUAUCAAGGCUGCUAUCUUCUCGAAGACAGAAAAUGAUUCUGAAGAAGGCAGCCGGUCUGAAUCUCAGAGCUCUAGUGGGAGCAAUAACUCUAGUCCCCGGCAGAAGAAGCAGCCACACAUAUCAGAACAAGAGAAGGCGUGGCGUGCACUUGCCUUCGACUAUGAGCUCCGAUACUGCGGUCACUGCAAUACGACGACAGACAUCAAAGAGGCAAAUUUCUUUGGGAGUGCAGGGCAGUAUGUUGUAGCUGGCUCGGAUGAUGGCUCUUUCUUCGUUUGGGACAAAGUGACCACUAACCUUGUGCGAGUAAUGCGUGGAGAUGAUUCCAUAGUGAACUGCUUGCAACCACACCCUUCAACUUGCUUACUGGCAACUAGCGGCAUUGACCCAGUUGUUCGAUUGUGGAGUCCAAAACCAGAGGAUGGCAGCAAGGAAGACAGAGAAGUGGUGAACUCUGAAGAUGCCGCUGUCGCUAACCAGAGGCGUAUGAAUGCUGAUCCCCUAGAAGUAAUGUUGAUGAACAUGGGUUACCGUGUACCAGGCCUUCUCGAGUCUGACGAAGGAGAAACUGAGGGACGUGGAGGUGAAGCCAGUGUGGUCUCCUGUAGGCCAAGCUAGGAAACCCCAAUUCUUUGUACAUAAUACAUCACAAAGCUGACUUGCUCUGGUCAGUUUUGCGGAAUGCAGCAUUGUCUUUGCAGAUCGGCUUGUUUUCCUACCAUGCAGGGAAUCUUAGAUUGUGCAUAUGAGUGAAUGUGUCUCUCUAGCUUUCUUUUAUUAUUUAUUGCUUUCAUAUAUGCUUCAAGGCAGAGACGUAAAGUUAUUGAUUGACAGUCAGAGUCAGGUUCUUCUUCUGCGCAAGUCAUUGUGACAACCUAGUUUUUGCGUCAGUCCUUUUACAUUGGAGCAAGCAGUGGAAUGAAGCUCCUGAAAAUAAAAAGUUGACACACAUA